This is a messenger RNA of Drosophila grimshawi, 917 nucleotides long. RefSeq names its product L-xylulose reductase. The transcript is spliced from 2 exons. The record is from RefSeq and is a predicted model, not a curated record. Gene Ontology annotation, biological process: xylulose metabolic process; glucose metabolic process. NCBI's taxonomy places the organism in Eukaryota, Metazoa, Arthropoda, Insecta, Diptera, Drosophilidae. The coding region runs from base 69 to 797 and encodes 242 amino acids. Gene Ontology annotation, molecular function: L-xylulose reductase (NADPH) activity; carbonyl reductase (NADPH) activity.
AUUUGUAAAAACAAUCGUUAGGGCAGUCGCAAGGUGAAAUUUUCCAUAACCAGCAAAUAGAGAACAUUAUGUGGAGCGAUCUAAGCAACAAGGUGAUACUGGUGACCGGCGCCGGUGCUGGCAUUGGCAAUGCCCUGGUCAAACAGUUGGCCAGCGCCGGUGCCACAGUCAUCGCGGUGGCCCGCAACGAGGCACAGCUCAAGGAAUUGGCUAGCGUGGAUGCGAAGCAUAUUAAGCCGCUGCUCGUAGAUCUAACCAAUUGGAAUAAGGUGCGCGAGGCACUUGCAACUGUACCACAGCUGGAUGGACUGGUGAACAAUGCGGGCGUGGCCAUUAUCAAACCCUUCGAGCAGCUAACCGAACAGGAUUUCGAUACUCAGUUUGAUGUGAACAUUAAGGCUGUCUUCAAUGUGACGCAGACUCUGCUGCCCAAGCUGCGCAAUGGCAGUUCGAUUGUGAAUGUGUCCUCGAUCGCCGCAUCCCGUAGUUUUGGUGGCCACACGGCAUACAGUGCCACGAAAGCGGCUCUCGAUUCGUUGACCAGAUCGUUGGCUUUGGAAUUGGGCGCACGCAAAAUACGCGUCAAUUCGGUUAAUCCUACUGUUGUGCUGACCAAAAUGGGCCGCGACAAUUGGUCAGAUCCGGGCAAGAGUGGGCCACUGCUGGCGCACAUACCACUGAAUCGAUUCUGUGAGGUGAACGAGGUGACCGAUGCCAUUGGCUAUCUGCUGAGCAGCAAGUCCAGCUUUGUCAACGGACAUCAGAUCAAUCUCGAGGGCGGCUAUUCCGUCUCCUAAAAACAACAAUUCACAAUUUUGUCCGCUGCAUUUUCCUCAAUUUCUCCAUUUUGUAAUAAAGACGUUGUAUAAAACUUUAAAUAAAAUGUUUUGCCUUCAAGUUGGCCCGUUCAACCCUAA